CCAAAGACCCAUCACCCACUUUACCCCAGACCACUGGAGCAUCCACUCAAAUUAGUUUGGAGUCGGUAGAGAGAGAAAACAUAAUCAACAAACAACAAUGGCGAGAGCAGCAGUCUCAGCAUCCCUAAUAAAACUCUUCUCCCUCAAAUUAUCUUCUCAACCUCUCUCCUCCAUUCCUGCAACUACCAUCUCCUUCAGCACCUUCCACGCUCCUCCGAAAAAGAAGAAGCAGGAAAAGAGGAGAGAGAGUGAGAACAAGAAGACAACUUCUUCGUCUUCUUCUCCCGCCAUUGUUGUAGCUUCGGGUUCAGCUUCGUCGGAUUCGAAGUCGAAAUCCUCUGCUUUGAAAUUCGUGAAAAGGAGGACGAGGUCGGACAAGGAAUUCGACGAGGAUUACAUUAAGAAAUAUGGAGAUGAAGAGAGUCAUGUUCCUGUUAUGCUUGGUGAAGUUUUGGAUGUGUUUGAUUCUUCAUCGUCUUCGUUUCAGCUUCGUUCUUUCGUCGAUUGUACCCUAGGUGCCGCUGGUCAUUCUUGCGCUAUAAUUCAAGCUCAUCCCGAACUGCAAAAAUAUGUUGGAUUAGAUGUUGAUCCAGUAGCCCAUGAAAAGGCUAAAUCUCGAAUCAAUAAUCUGCUGAACAGCAAGUCUGCCUGUUCAAAUAUCGAUUUGAAAGCUCAUAUGCUUUUGAGGAACUUCAGAGAAAUCAAGCAAGCAAUUGGCCAGGUUGAGGAAAAUCUUUUACUGUCUGGAGUUGAUGGGAUUUUGAUGGACUUGGGAAUGUCUUCCAUGCAGGUUGAUGAUCCUAGAAGAGGAUUUAGCAUGCUUAACAAUGGGCCACUAGAUAUGCGAAUGGAUCCUAAGGGUAUUUUAAAAGCAGAGGAUAUACUGAAUUCUUGGCCACCAACUGAAGUUGGGAGAAUCCUUCAGGAAUAUGGAGAAGAAAGUAACUGGUAUUCUCUCCAGAACAAGAUUGUUAAGGCUCGUCUAGAUGGUGGGUUUCAUACAACCGGUGAUUUGGUGGAUCUUAUACGCGGCACAACCUCUAGAAUGAAAGGAGGUAGGCAGGGCUGGAUAAAGACUGCUGCACGGGUUUUCCAAGCGCUUAGAAUAGCAGUUAACGAUGAACUCAAAACUUUGGAAAAUUCUCUUUACUCUUGCUUUGAUUGCCUUGGUCCUGGUGGAAGACUCGCAGUCAUAUCUUUCCACAGUUUGGAAGACAGGAUCGUAAAACAGACUUUUCUCAACAUCAUCAAUAACAUUCACAGAAAAGGAGACACGGUUAUAAAAGAGGCAGAAUUUGGAGCUGAGCCAAGAGAGUUUAACUAUUACCCCGCCGAAAAGGAAGUUUGGAUUAAGCAAGUAGUAAAAGGCUCUGCUGGGGUAAUUCUAACUAAGAGACCUAUAACAGCAUCUACCGAGGAAGAGAAAUUAAACUCGAGGUGUAGGAGUGCGAAGCUCAGAGUGAUUCAGAAAAUGUAAGAUAUUACUCAAAUUUUGUCAAUGGAGGGAUAUUUUUACUAGAAUUAUUUGAUUAGGGUUUAGGCCUUCACAGGGAAAACUUUUCAUUCAAGAUUAUGCAAGACUUUUAUUAAUGUGUACAAGUCCACACUUUUUAUUUGUUGUGGAGUAUUUGCUAUUUUUUGUAACAGCAUUACUGCGAAGACCGACUGAUAUCCCAUGCUCGUAGGGGUGCGUGUCAUCAAGCCGCCGGGCCGGGUGUACUUGUCUUUAAAUUUGUAGUUUGUGAACAAAAGGGCAACAACCACGGCUACUUGUAAAACUGUUGAAGGGUCAAAUCAAUCCACAUGCGAAGGAAUACUCAGCUCAGCCACCAGAAGGCGGCUUUAAUGAGCUCAUUUUUGUUUUUAAGUUCGCGUAAUUGUUUGACUACUUGAGCAUAUAAAUUGAUGGAGGUUAGCUGGGUAGGUGGUGUUGAAUGGCAAAAUAUCCAUGCCGCUUUCAUGCGUGAGUUGAGUCGGAUUGUGACGCUAUGUUGAGAAAGUAGUUGUUUUAUUCCUUCUGCUUAGAGACCGCAUAAAAUACAAAUAGGAAACUGUUGAAUUGUUUAAGGAACGUAGAGAGUAUCAUGGCUAGUUUGCUACUCUGUAUUACCCUACGUCCCACUACGAUAUGAUUUUACAUUUAUCAUGACAUUCUAGUUUCCAUAAAGGUUAAGUUGGUUAGCAUCCAAAUGAUGUUAAACACCUUGUGAUUAAAGAAAUGAAGUGAUGUUAUUAUGAUGUUGAACACCUAAGCAAGUAGAGUUUUUCCAUCAACUUUAGCAUGGAUAAAAUUAGAUAUACCUAUACGGCCCAUGAUGUGGGACCAGAUCUUGCUUCAUAGAUCAAGGAGAAUUUGUUAUGAUCAAGUUCCCAAUUCCUUGAAUAAUGGCUAAUAAUUAAACUACUUUUCAAUCACCUUUUACGACAUAAUUGCUGUCCAAUAUUAAAGUGUCACCCACUUUAUAAUCCAGUACUUCAAAUUAAAACUAAGCUCUAGUGUACCAAGACUACCUGUACUUCUAUACUAGUCUACUUGAGAUUUUGACCAAAGGCCAAAACUUUAGUACUUCGGUUUAAAAGUUAAAACCGUAAAACUACGAGUCUAAGUGACUACAAGUCUACAAGUAGUCGAGUUGGAGUAUAUGGGAAAGAAAACUAGGCGGACCACCUGAAGAGGCCGAAAUAUAUUAUUGGAUAUAUUUCGUAUGAAAUAAGCUAAUCAUAAUAAAUUAACACUUAAACAUACCUAUAAGCUAAUCAUAAUCUUAUUCAUAUAAGCUUGGAAGUUGAAGUUUCUUACUUUUCUUCAUUUCCCUUCACUUUCGCUCUCCAAAAAUGAAGCCAGAAAAUGAAGAACAAGCUGCAACUUCAGGGGAAACUACUGCAGCAGCUGCUGCUGCUACUGCUGUUGUUUCUGUUUCUGCAAGUUCUGCAAGCAGAAAUAAUGGAAGAUCAAGAACUCCUUCAAGCUUCAUCGGUAGACAUCGUUUACAAGCUGCAAUUUCUCAUCUUGAUCAGCAAAUCCGACUUAUCCAGGAUGAAUUAAAUGAGCUUGAAACUAUGGGUGGACCUUCUACAGUUUGCAAUGAGUUGAUUUCAGGAAUUGAAUCAGUUCCAGACCCUCUUCUUCCAUUGACAAAAGGGCCAGUGGAUGUAAACUGGGAGAGGUGGUUUGGAGGAGCAAGUAGCUCAAGAAGUCACAGGCGUUGGAUUUGAUUAUUACGGAAUACGGAGUAUUCAACAACAAACCAAAGCAGUUUCAAUGUCACUAAUUAGUAAUGACUGUUUUAUUUGACUAAUGUUAUAUUGUUAUGUCGUUAACAUGUUUGUUAUCUAACGCCUAGUCGAACGACUAAAUGAUGAUUUUUUUUUUCCCUCUCUA
Messenger RNA from Spinacia oleracea (spinach), 3382 nucleotides. RefSeq lists its product as uncharacterized. The record is from RefSeq and is a predicted model, not a curated record. The coding region runs from base 98 to 1477 and encodes 459 amino acids. Gene Ontology annotation, molecular function: rRNA (cytosine-N4-)-methyltransferase activity. Gene Ontology annotation, biological process: rRNA base methylation. Lineage: Eukaryota; Viridiplantae; Streptophyta; Magnoliopsida; Caryophyllales; Amaranthaceae. The transcript has 8 exons.